Pieris macdunnoughi is the source of this 825-nucleotide messenger RNA. The record is from the annotation of a GenBank genome assembly. NCBI's taxonomy places the organism in Eukaryota, Metazoa, Arthropoda, Insecta, Lepidoptera, Pieridae.
AUGAAGUCGUACGCAGAAGCGACAAGGGAAAAUCUCGGCCAGGACCAAAAUAGGAAAGGAGGCCCGGGACAUAAACCUACGCUGCACUCUGUCGUGGUGGAGCCGAAGAGUUCGACCGACACGGCAGAGGAUACAAUACAAAACAUCCGUCACCUACUAAAUGCGAAGGAGGAAGGAUGGCAAGUUCAAAAAAUAAGGAGAGCCAGAGACGGAAAAGUUGUAGUGGGCUGCAGGACGGAGGAAGAGAGGAGUAAACUUAAGGAAAAAUUAGGAAGAGAAAUGGAAGUAAAAGAUGCGUCAAAUAAAAACCCUCUUAUAAAAAUUAAAAAUCUAUUGUCCUGCAACACCACGGAAGAUAUCACCCGGGCCAUCAGGAACCAAAACAAAAACGCGACUGCACACCUGGAGGAACAGGACCUGACCAUAGUGGAAAAGUAUAGAAGGAAAGCAAGAAACCCUCUGGAGAGCCACGUGGUCCUGCAGGUCGCGCCAAAACUUUGGCAAUCAUUAACAUCGGCUGGUAGGAUACACGUGGACCUGCAGCGGGUUUGGGUAGAGGACCAAUCCCCUCUGGUCCAGUGCACUAUGUGUCUGGGGUACGGACAUACCCGCAGACAUUGUAAAAAGGAGACCGAGGUGUGCAGUCAUUGCGGAGGAGCCCAUUUGAGGGCAGAUUGCCAGAUCCAAAAGGAAGGUAAACCUCCCAGCUGCGUUAACUGUAUAGGAAUAAAAGGAAGAGACGCGGAGCACGGAGCCUUCAGUCAGAGCUGUCCAACCCGGCAGGGGUGGGACAAGGCGGCGAGGCUAAGCUACGCGUAUUGUUAA